GGAAGACUGUUGGCACACAGGCAAAUGACUACAUAGAGCCGGGGCCCAGCCCCCCUCACUAACCUCUCUGGACUGGAAUGUGAAGGUGGACUCUAUUAUGGAGAUCCAUAAAGCCCGGAAAGGCAGGCUUUCAAAAUGCUUCUCCUGGAUAUGCAAGAGAAAGUCUUUGGCCUUAAGAAGAUGCUUGUCAGAUUUUUUGAGCACAUCUGGCCACAGCAUAUAUUCAUCUAAAUGCUGGAAAUCCUUGGUGCCCAUAUUGUUGCUCUGUGGCAUUUCGCUGGCUAUGGUGACAAUCUCUCAAGUGGAUAGACUGCGUACUUUUGUCUGUGGAAUCUUCAUCCCUCAAUACCACUAUCCCUUCGCAGUGCCACUCACCUUUGUACAGGUCCUGAUCAUCACCCUGCCAUGGCUGGCCCUGCAUGGAGUGGGCCUGAUCUCUCUGCAACCGUACUCCCGUGGACUCGGGGAGCACAUGUUGGUGCCCGCUGUGUGUGGCAGUGCCCAGGCCGUGCUGGAGCUCUGGGCGAAGGCCAGUGCCCACUCUGGACUUUACCCUCUCUUCACAUGCCUGCUGCCUGUCCUUAGUGUGGUAUGGAGUCACGUCCUGUCGCUGACGGCCAGACCCUCUCUCUACACGUCAUUUUUACUGGCAGGGGUCUCUCUCGGUGCCAUCACUGUAAAAGUUGCAAAAGGUGUAUAUUUAGUGGAGACAAUGGAGUGGGUGUACUCGCCUCUUAGUGUAAUCCUACACAGCCUCUCCUUCGCCUGGAUGGCCAAAGUUGCAGAAGCUGAACAGAACCACUUGACCGUGUUCGACUGCCACUAUUCCCUGGUGGUAACGCGCAGCAUGGUGCUGGGCUUCCUGUGCCUGCUGCACCCGGAUAGCCCCAGGGCCCUGGUAGAGGGAAACUGGCAGUGUCUGCUCUUCCUGGGCUACCUAUUGGCCAUCAUCUUGCUUGGAGCUCUACAGCACCUCCUAGUGGACAUGACUGCACUGUACUUCUCCCCUCAAGCGGCGUCCCUGCUUUAUGCUGCCCGAGACUUGGCUCGUACCUUUUACAGUCUGUUGUAAAAGGAUAUAGGACAAACGCAAUGUUUACGAUUAUGGAACUUUUAUCUAACAAUGCACAGCAAAAGGACCAAAGCUAAAAAAAAAAGAUUGAUUUCUUAACAAAGAGAGUGUUGAAAUACUGUCAAUACUUGGUGAAUGUUGACGAAUCAAUCCGACAGGUGUACUGAGCUGACGUUUUUCUGAAGAAUUGGUCAGUGGUGACGUACACUGGUCAUUGCUACCUCACUACCAGACACUUCUCAUAUCUCUGAAUGUUACACUCCAAUCACAUUGAUGACUUUUUUCAGACAUCUCUUUAAAAUGGCACAAACACAAAACGCACGACAUCUGGGAAGGAGUCAUAAGCUUUUGACUUGUGUCAUACACAAAGCACUUUCAAAAGGGUGUAACUGCAUUUAGAGAUAGACUAAGCCAUUUUCACAUACUGGAUUCUGAGUGCUUUCGCUGGCAGAAAGCAGUUAGAACUCCGAGCCUGAUGCCUAAGCUAGAACAGUAUAUACUGAGACGGACUACUGCAGGUUAUGAUAAGUAGAUAUGAAGUCUAACGGGCAGGUACAGACAGAAUUCGUGAGGUGUUUAAACAUAUCAAAUACAAUUUGAAAAAAUGUUUGACAUUUUGCAACAGGUAUUAAUAGUGCUAUUGA
This is a messenger RNA of Sardina pilchardus (European sardine), 1716 nucleotides long. RefSeq lists its product as uncharacterized. NCBI's taxonomy places the organism in Eukaryota, Metazoa, Chordata, Actinopteri, Clupeiformes, Clupeidae. The record is from RefSeq and is a predicted model, not a curated record. The transcript is spliced from 5 exons. Bases 98 to 1072 code for a protein of 324 amino acids.